UGCCAUUGAAAGCUCAGGUCAGAGCCGAGGAGCAUUUUUCAGAUACAUCCAUUUCGAUCAAGUCCUAUCCAACAAGAACAGGAUCCACUAUGCUAUCCAAAUUCCUUCUUGCGUCGGUUGCGACCGUCGCGGCGCUCUCUGGCCUAGCCAAUGCGCAGACAAACAUCACCGAGAAAGACUGCGCCUCUACAUCCGAGUACUCAAAGUGCAAUAGGGAUGUCGCCGACAAGUGGAGCUCCUGCAUCCGAGGCUGCAACGGCAAUGGUAACUGUGCCGUGGACUGUGGCUGCGACUCCCACCAGAAGUAUAUCAACUGCAUGGCGGAGUCAUGCUGGAACCAGGUCUACUCCUGCAAAUACCAACUCUUCGUGCAGCAAUACUUCGCCAUCUGCCCCAGCGCCAAAGAGCCAAUCCCCUUCUGGCCACCUCCAGAUAACGCGCCAAACCGCUGCUCCUGCGAUCUAGGCAAAGUCACGCAAACCACGCUAUCAUCGCGCAACCAGCAAAUAAAAUGCAUGCGCGACGUCACCGACAAACUCAGCACAGACAUCGGCAACAUCCCAGACCUGUCGAACCUAAACAACGGUCUCGAUAUUGCCAACCGCGCCUCGGACUGUGCCUGCUGCGGAGCGAGCGCUAGUAUCUCCGCAUCCUGGGAUAUCUGCCCACACACUGAACCCACUCUCGCCGGCGCAGACAUGUGGGGAGUCUUCUUCCCUUCCGAUCUACCCAAUCUAUACACCUCCCUGCCGAACUGGGCGUGGUCGUCUUGCGACUCGACGCUCAAGGAUACGAAGUGCAAGGACUUGGGUUUCACGGAUGCGGAUAAGUUCUACAAGCCCGGCGAUUUCCCUAAUAACGGUACCUCGACCCUGUACGAAGUUGGCGGGACGGUUUCGGCGCCUCCUAGCGGUACGGUUCUCACUUGGUCUCAGGCUUCGACUACUUAUACUGUUACCGCGACUGGGUAUGACCGCAAGGCUGUUGCUAGUCAGAGUGACUACCGUGCCACGGCUACUGGCACUGAUAAAGCGUUUGCGACGCAGACUGCUGAUAGUGGUGCUGGGGCUGUGAGGAAUGGUGGUGUUGGCGCUGUUGUGGCUGGUGUUUUUGCGGUUGUUAUGUUGUAACUUGGUGGUUGGAUAAAAGUAUGGAUAGACUGUGCUGGCAGGUGGACGGGAG
Messenger RNA from Penicillium samsonianum, 1182 nucleotides. RefSeq lists its product as uncharacterized. NCBI's taxonomy places the organism in Eukaryota, Fungi, Ascomycota, Eurotiomycetes, Eurotiales, Aspergillaceae. The transcript has 3 exons. The record is from RefSeq and is a predicted model, not a curated record. Bases 90 to 1130 code for a protein of 346 amino acids.